Molecule: messenger RNA, 4076 nt
Organism: Paramuricea clavata
Lineage: Eukaryota; Metazoa; Cnidaria; Anthozoa; Malacalcyonacea; Plexauridae
Source: the annotation of a GenBank genome assembly
GGAGAGAUUUUGGGAACAAUGUAUUUUUAAAUAUUUACGAGCUGAACCUGAAGAUCACUAUUUCUUACUGGUAAUCGUACUGUAUUUUGUGAACCUCUUUUUAGAAAAAAGUUAACUUCUUUUUAUAUAUAUCUAUGGAUUAAUGAAUGAAUACAUUUUAUUAUGUAGACUGACCCACCAUUGAACACACCUGAGAAUAGAGAAUACACUGGUGGUAAACUAAACUAUAAGUACUAUUUAUACUGGGUAAAUUUGUCUGAAACAUUCAAAAAAUGUAAAAUAGAAUUUAAUAGACUAACUUUAUUUAUACUGCAUGAUAUCUUAAUCAGUUCUAAACUGCUCUGUCUAUAGAAGUAUAAUAAGAGUCAUCUGUUCUUCACCCAGUCUUACUAUGGAAGGAAAACUAACCUAACUUUACUUAUAUACUGGAUAUCUCCAUCAAUUCUAAAUUGCUCGAUAUACCUAGAUGUCAUUCCUUUUUUAUCUAUACUAUAGUGUUACUGCAGCGGGAAACCCAUGCAAACUAAACUAACUGUAUUUAUACUGGAUAGUUUUGUUAGUUCCAACUGUUCCCUUGAAGUCAAUUUUUCUUUUUUGUGCAAUUUUUGUAGAAAUUAUGUUUGAAUUAUUCAAUGUCCCUGGUUUAUACAUAGCAACACAGGUGAGACUUGUGCGGCAACAACUCUUUUAACAUUUAAGUUUAUAUUUAUGAUAUUUACGAUUCUCUACAUGAAGUAGCUGCAGCACAGCAGGCAUGCAGGUAAAGAAAUUGCUAUCUCAUAUUCACCAAUUUAUUUCCGUUAUUGUUGUGCUAUAUCAAAAUGCAGCAGUAUCUACGGUUGUAAUGUCUCAAUAAUGACAUUAUACAAAUCAAACAGCUGUAGCAUACAUAUAUAUAUAUAUAUAUAUAUAUACACUGGAUCCAGAAAAGUUUGACCUUCGAAUAUAUAUAUAUGUCGGCCAUUUUGAAUUUUCUUUGGUUAAUUAUACGCGAACGCAUACAUCAAAUGUCGCUCGCAACGUAUUGUAUACUGCAACAUUAUUCCAACAGCUCAAAUGAACAAAAGAAUCAUUGAUUGAUGUCUUUGCGCAUAAUCAUAAUGGCUAGUAGGAAAUGAACAUUUGGAAAUGAACAUAAUGGCUAGUAGGAAAUGAACGUUUCUGCUUCGCCAGGUCACGAAUGCUGCGCGUGCUGAGUUUCAGGAGAUGAAAUAUCGAAUGACUAUCGAUUCCGUUAAAAUUUCCGUUGGCAAAAUAUAAUAAUUCUGGACGUAGGUUACAGCUAUAAAAUAAGCACAAGUGAAUACGAAAGAAUAAACAAAGAAAUUCAUCGAGGCAUGCUAAUAAGCAUCUAAAUCUCUAAGGAUGCAAAAGAAUAAAUUACGACAUGCCAAAAAGAUCAGGUUCCAAAUUGUGACAAGAGUUAAUUAGCUAACAACCCUCAAAUGUUCAUUAGAUAGCUACUACAAAUAUGUGUACGAACUUCAAGCAAUGAUCCUUUACUUAUUUGAGCUGUUGGAAUAUUGCAAUAUACAGUACGUUGCGAGCGACAUUUGAUGUAUGCGUUCGCGUAUAAUUAACCCAAGAAAAUUCAAAAUGGCCGACAUAUAUAUAUAUAUAUAUAUAUAUAUAUAUAUAUAUAUAUAUAUAUAUAUAUAUAUAUAUAUAUAUAUAUAUAUAUAUAUAUAUAUAUAUACAGUAAAUUUUCCAUGAACAAUUAAUUUGUGAGUUGCAUGCAUUUGAGCAUUUCAUUUAUGUAUAAUUGUAUUUAUCUUGUAAAUACAGGCUGUGCUUGCGCUUGCCACAUCCUGGACGUCUCGUCAAGUUGGUGAAAGAACUCUAACAGGAACUGUGAUUAACUCUGGAGAUGGUGUUACACAUGUUAUCCCUGUGGUAUGUUCAAGAUUUAAUGUACACUUUCAACAAAGCACUAUAAGAUGGUGUUCAACUUCAGAAAUGGUCAUACUUACAAAAACAACAAAAUAAAACAAUACAUCUCGGUAAUUAUAUUUAUUUGAUACCCGAAACACAAGACUAUUAUAUAUACAUAAUGAAAAGAUUCACAUUAUUUUCUCAACCUUUUUCUCACUCUGCUAAUUGCUAGUUGCACAUGGUUGGCAUUGCGGUGAGGCAGUUCAAGGUAAAACCCGAAAACCAUAUAUCUGAAAAAACCCUGAUUUUUAUAACGUGUCAAAAUAUAGCACAGUUAACGUUAGAUUAAAUUUCACGUUACAUGUUCAAGACUUUUAUUUUUAAAAACAAUCGUACAUGCAUUAAUGGUAUAGUAUACUGCCUUUAUAUGUAAGUGGUAAGCCACCGUUAGGUAUUUUCUCGCAUUUUAAAAGUUGGAAGUUUCAUCAGAAAACGUUGAGCUAGCGCCGCGAUUUUGACAAGGUGCCAUUUUGUUUCAAUAUUACGGACUUUUAAAUUGGCCUAGAACAACAUCGGUUGAAUGGUUUUCAAAAAACAUCGGGUUUUUUUCGAUUGAUCGAUUAACCGCCUCACCCUAUUGCACACCUUUCGCCAUCUGGUGCACCAUAGUGCUUAGUGAAACCUAUUGAUGCCUCUACUAUAUCAACAGUUAAUCAGUAUUAUUGCAAGCAAACUUUGACCCGAUGUUGUACAUGUAGGAUGAAGGGUGCGUAAUUCGUAGCUGUAUCAUGUGCAUUCCAAUCGCUGGACGAGAUAUCACAUACUUCGUGCGACAGAUCUUGAGAGAAAGAGAAAUUGGAAUCCCACCAGAACAAUCUCUGGAAACUGCCAAAACUAUCAAGGUAAACUAGUUGUAUUUAUUUAAAAGAUCGAUUCACAGUUAGCUAGUGCAAGUUGACACGUUCAUUGUUCAGAUAAAAAUUGAACAGUCGAGGAAGAGAAAUUAGAAAAAGGUUGUCUUGCUUUACUGGCAGAGUAAACUGAAUGUGCCAUUAGCCCAUUGUAUAAUUUAUGCAUGAUAACUAUUAUUCCUAAAGUUUCAAUAGUAGUCAUCAGACUCGUCAGUCCGUAAUUAUCUGGUAUUAUAUACUACAGAAAGAAAACUGAACUAAACCAAAUUCAUUUAUACUGAUUACUGGAUAGAUCUAUCAGUUUUAAACUGUUCUGACAUUACUUUUGUAUAAAACAAACAAUCUUGAUAAAGUAAUCUUACACGUAAUAUAUGCAUGUGCACAACGGCAGAAGAAUGGUAAUGGUUUCCUAUCCUAUUAUUCGCGUAAGUUUGUGCUAAAGCAAUUUCCAGUUGUAUGCUACAGUUGGGAAUACCACAUUUCAGUAUUACCAACAAGACACAACUGGUACAUCCAUGAUUGCCCUGUCCAUUUACUCUUGUUCAAGUACUGCACACAAGGAUCAAGACAGCUUAUUGUAUAUUACAACUGUACAUAGACUGGCAGUAGCGUAGCCAGCCCGACUAUUUGGUCCCGCUAUGCAAAUAUUUUCAUGUUCAUCGACUGUGAAAACAAUAAAUUUCUAAAGAAAUGAAUAAUGAUAAUAAUUUUGAAUUUGCAUAGCGGGACUAAAUUGUCGGGCUGGCUACGCCACUGUAGACUGGCCUUCCACGUUUGAGACACCUUUUAGGUAGUUUAGACACAAACAACGACAGCUUAUUGUAGACUACCACAUUUACUGGACCAAAUAUAAUCGCUGAAAAAGGUUUCACCUAUACUGUGCUUCUUCGCAGGAGCGUUGGGGAUAUAUUUGCCCUGAUGUGGCCAUGGAAUUUGCUAAAUACGAUGCAGAUCCAGACAAGUGGAUGAAGAAAUUUGAGGGAGUGAACCCUAUCAAUAAACAGGUGAGUAGAAUACAAAUUACCCAAUCUAAACAUUUACUGAUACUGUAUGUUUCGCUAUUGUGGGUUAGGUAAACGAUUGGAAUCUGUAAACAAAUUACGUUCACAAUUAAACGAUUUGACAUCAGUCUAGCCCUGGUCUAGUGCAUUCGUCAGGGAUCAGGUGUAGAUUUCAUUGAAAGUCGUACCAUGCAAAGAUUUCACUCUCUGCAUGCUCUCUUUCUUUCAGAACUUUUCAGUGGAUGUUGGUUAUGAAAGGUUUUUAGGACCGGAGACCCUUUUCCAUCCUGAG